This is a messenger RNA of Nyctereutes procyonoides (raccoon dog), 4621 nucleotides long. RefSeq names its product semaphorin 4C (gene SEMA4C). The transcript has 15 exons. Gene Ontology annotation, molecular function: chemorepellent activity; semaphorin receptor binding. NCBI's taxonomy places the organism in Eukaryota, Metazoa, Chordata, Mammalia, Carnivora, Canidae. Gene Ontology annotation, biological process: axon guidance; semaphorin-plexin signaling pathway; negative regulation of axon extension involved in axon guidance. The coding region runs from base 1481 to 3982 and encodes 833 amino acids. The record is from RefSeq and is a predicted model, not a curated record.
GGAAAUGAACAGAACCCGGCAGGAAAUGAGUGCAGGUAGAACAGGGGGUUGGGGGGGAGCUGCAGCCUUAUCUUGGAGGAGCACUGGGGAGGGAAGGGCAGUGAUGGAGAAGCCCGCCAUAACGUCCAGAAGACUGUACCUGCCAGUGAAACCAAACCACCUUUCAAACUUUCCACUGGGGCCAUCUUGCAGAUGGAGCCAGGAGCUCAAGUCUCUGCCUGGUGGGGGUGGGAGCAGAGGUGAGAAAAGCCGCAGGAGACAUGCUGUUUGGAGCUUAAAAGCUGUCCAGAUGCACUCUGACUUAGUGGAAGGAUAGAAUUGGGAGUCCCAAGACCUGAUUUAACAUUCUGAUCUUGCUAAUUAUCUAUGUGACUUUGAGCAGGUUGCUAAACCCUCCAGAGACUCAUUUUAUCUCUAACAUCAGAGAAACAAUAGCUGCCUGUUGAAGAGUGGUCAUGAGGAUGAUGUGAGGAAAUGUGUGUUGCAAAGUCUAAAGCCCAGAACAAAUGUGAAGGAUAUUUGCCUAUCAGUCUACCUCCACUUAAUCACAGCGUCUAACCUGGAAGAGGAGUCAAACACAUCUCCCUCCCGGCCAGCUGAAGCACAGAACCUUCCCUGCCCAUCCCAUGCUGUUAACUUGGCUUGCCCUCUAUCUCCAGCAUCUCCAAGACCACAGCUUUUUUUUUUUUUUUUUUUUUUCCCCUGGUGGAAAGGAGCUGGGAAAUGUGGCUUUGGCCAGUGGGGGAGAAGGGGCCUUUAUGCGUACCAGCAAAGACCCGAUUGUUACUGAAUCCAAACUGGGCUGCUUUUCCCAAUUAUCUCCACUACUCUUCUGGUCUCCAUUUUCAGAUGCCAAGUUUUAACUCAGAACAAAAGCUCCUGUCGGGACUGAUUUAUAAUCCAGAUCUGCUGACGGGGCUCUACACUGUUCCUCUCCUCUAGGACUGCUCUCGCUUAAAGUUACCACCAAAGCCCCGGGGCUCCAGUCUCUCUACCUCUGUCAUUUGCCCCUAGCCAAGAGGAGGCAUCUGUGACUGGGUGCCGAUGGGGCGGCUUCCCUGGGGUUUGUCCACCUGCCCAGCUCCGAGGACCAGCUGGCAAGGUCCACUCCAGCACCGCCCAGGGAAGGAGGCCAGAGCCACAAGUGACUUCUAGGAGCUGCUGUGGGCGGGGGCAGGCGCUUCUAGAGGUGGGAGUUCUCCAGCUCGGCUUCCCCUCAGCCGCUUUCAUCUGAACAGGAGAGCUCAAGCUCCUGUCACUUGUUGUCCAGCCUUCCGGUGGCAUCAGGAGGAGUCAUUUCUUGGGGGCAGGCUCUGUGCAACAGGAGUCUCCCGGAGGAUCGUCUUCACCGGGAGCUGGGCCGGCGCGCCGCUGUCCCUCGGUGUGGAGCAUGAAAACCGAGGGGCAGCCUCCCCGGAGAUAAGUGGGUCUUCCUGGCUGCAGGGCGGCUGGCCUGGAGCUUAGAGCCGAGGCUUUUGCCAUGGCCCCACACUGGGCUGUCUGGCUGCUGGCAGUGGGGCUGUGGGGCCUGGGCAUCGGGGCUGAGAUGUGGUGGAACCUGGUGCCCCGGAAGACCGUAUCUUCUGGGGAGUUGGCCACAGUAGUACGGCGGUUCUCCCAAUCGGGCACCCAGGACUUCCUGACGUUGACCCUAACUGAGCAGACAGGGCUUCUCUACGUGGGGGCCCGGGAAGCCCUGUUUGUCUUCAGCGUGGAGGCUCUGGAGCUGCAAGGAGCGAUCUCCUGGGAGGCACCAGCUGAGAAGAAGGCCGAGUGCAUCCAGAAAGGGAAGAGUAACCAGACGGAGUGUUUCAACUUCAUCCGCUUCCUGCAGCCCUACAACACUUCCCACCUGUAUGUCUGCGGCACCUACGCCUUCCAGCCCAAGUGCACCUACAUCGACAUGCUCACCUUCACUUUGGAGCGUGGAGAGUUUGAAGAUGGGAAGGGAAAAUGUCCCUAUGACCCAGCUAAGGGCCACACUGGCCUCCUUGUGGACGGUGAGCUGUAUUCGGCCACGCUCAACAACUUCCUAGGUACAGAGCCCGUUAUCCUGCGUAACAUGGGGCCUCACCACUCCAUGAAGACGGAAUACCUGGCCUUCUGGCUCAAUGAACCGCAUUUUGUUGGCUCUGCCUACAUACCGGAGAGUGUGGGCAGCUUCACGGGGGACGAUGACAAGGUCUACUUCUUCUUCAGCGAGCGAGCGGUGGAGUAUGACUGCUACGCCGAACAGGUGGUGGCUCGGGUAGCCCGGGUCUGCAAGGGAGACAUGGGGGGUGCACGGACCCUGCAGAGGAAGUGGACCACGUUCCUGAAGGCGAGGCUGGUGUGCUCUGCCCCCGACUGGCAGCUCUACUUCAACCAACUGCAGGCACUGCACACGCUGCAGGAGGCCUCUUGGCACAACACCACCUUCUUCGGGGUUUUUCGGGCCCGGUGGGGCGAUGUGGACAUGUCAGCAGUCUGUGAGUACCAGCUGGAAGAGAUCCAGAGGGUAUUCGAGGGUCCCUACAAGGAGUACCGUGAGCAAGCCCAGAAGUGGGGCCGCUAUACUGACCCUGUACCCAGCCCGCGGCCAGGCUCGUGCAUCAACAACUGGCACCGGCGCCAUGGCUACACCAGCUCUCUGGAGCUGCCUGAUAACACCCUCAACUUCAUCAAGAAGCACCCACUGAUGGAGGAACAGGUAGGGCCUCGCUGGAACCGGCCUCUGCUUGUGAAGAAGGACACCAACUUCACUCACCUGGUGGCUGACCGGGUUACGGGGCUUGAUGGAGCCACCUAUACAGUGCUGUUCAUUGGCACAGGAGGCGGCUGGCUACUCAAGGCUGUGAGCCUGGGGUCCUGGGUGCACCUGAUUGAGGAGCUGCAGGUGUUUGACCAGGAGCCUGUGGAAAGCUUGGUUCUAUCCCGGAGCAAGAAGCUGCUCUUUGCAGGCUCCCGCUCUCAACUGGUUCAGCUGCCCCUGGCCGACUGCGUGAAGUACCGCUCCUGUGCUGACUGUGUCCUCGCUCGGGACCCCUACUGUGCCUGGAGUGUCAACGCCAGCCGAUGUAUAGCCGUGGGUGGCCACUCUGGGUCCUUGCUGAUCCAGCACGUGGCAGUCUCAGACACCUCAGGCAUUUGUAAUCUCCGUGGCAAUAAAAAAGUCAGGCUCACACCCAAAAACAUCACCGUGGUGGCAGGCACAGACCUGGUGCUGCCCUGCCGCCUCUCCUCCAACUUGGCUCAUGCCCGCUGGACCUUUGGGGGCCGAGACCUGCCUGCGGAACAGCCCGGCUCCUUCCUCUAUGACGCCCGCCUGCAGGCCCUGGUCGUGAUGGCUGCCCAGCCCCGCCAUGCCGGGGCCUAUCACUGCUUUUCGGAGGAGCAGGGGGCGAGGCUGGCUGCUGAAGGCUACCUGGUGGCUGUGGUGGCAGGCCCGUCGGUGACCCUGGAGGCUCGAGCGCCCUUGGAAAACCUGGGGCUGGUGUGGCUGGCCGUGGUGGCCCUGGGAGCCGUGUGCCUGGUCCUGCUGCUGCUUGUUUUGUCACUGCGCCGGCGGCUGCGGGAGGAGCUGGAGAAAGGCGCCAAGGCGGCAGAGAGGACCCUGGUGUACCCCCUGGAGCUGCCCAAGGAGCCCACCAGUCCCCCCUUCAGGCCCGGCCCGGAGACCGAUGAGAAACUCUGGGAUCCCGUGGGCUACUACUACUCGGACGGCUCCCUCAAGAUCGUGCCCGGACACGCACGCUGCCAGCCCGGGGGCGCGCCCCCCUCUCCACCUCCCGGCAUCCCCGGCCAGCCCCUGCCCUCGCCCACCCGGCUUCACCUGGGGGGUGGGCGGAACUCAAACGCCAACGGCUACGUGCGCUUACAACUGGGCGGGGAGGACCGCGGGGGGCUCGGGCACCCUCUGCCGGAGCUGGCCGACGAACUGAGGCGCAAGCUGCAGCAGCGCCAGCCGCUGCCAGACUCCAAUCCUGAGGAGUCCUCAGUAUGAGGGGCCCCCACCUCCUCGCAGGGGCAGCGCGGGAGGCGCGGCCUCUCCUUUUGCACAGGCACCAGCUACCUCAGGGACAUGGCGCGGGCACCGGGCUCGGCCUGGGACGGACCCUGCCCAGCACCUGCCCGGCCAUGGGGACCUGCUCUGCUCAGCACGGGCACUGCCACUUGGUGUGGCUCACCAGGGCACCGGCCUCACAGGAGGCAUCUUCCUCCUCUCUGUGAGCGGCUGUGAAUCAUGGACACACGGGACCCCAGCAGCCAAAACUUUUCAAGGCAGAAGUUGGAGAUGUGGGUGUGUGCACACGUGUGUGUGACUUAGUCUUCCUUUUUCUGUGCGUGUGCCUGUGUGUGUGUGUGUGUAUGUGAUAAGUCUUCCUUUUUCUGUCAGGUCUUCCCUUGGCCUGGGGUCCUCCUGGUGAGUCAUUGGAGCUAUGAAGGGGAAGGGGUUGUAUCACUUUGCCUCUCCUACCCCCACCUGUCCCCAGUGUGGGUCAGCGAUGUACAUAUGGGGGUGGGCUGGGCAGGGUGCUGUACCCCUUUGGGGGAGUCCAGGGCUCUGGAGUGGGCCUGGUCCUGCUCCUAGGGCUGUGAAUGUUUUCAGGGUUGGGGGGAGGGAGAUGGAUUCUCCUGUGUG